Molecule: messenger RNA, 657 nt
Organism: Spinacia oleracea (spinach)
Lineage: Eukaryota; Viridiplantae; Streptophyta; Magnoliopsida; Caryophyllales; Amaranthaceae
Exons: 1
Coding region: 1-657 (218 amino acids)
Molecular function (GO): nucleic acid binding; zinc ion binding
Source: RefSeq, a predicted model, not a curated record
AUGCAGAGAAUUGGGGUCAGAUUUGACAAAGCUGUCAACAUGGAACCUCACCAAUUAACUGAGUAUGCCAGACAGGAACUUGAGCUCAGAGGUGCAGAGUCCAGGUUUUGCUACUCUACUCCUUGUGGAGGUGGGGAGUAUGAGGUGAGGGAUGGAAAUGUGCACUUCCCAGUGAGGAUUGACACCAGGAGAUGUGGAUGUGGGGUAUGGCAGGUCUCUGGAAUCCCUUGCAAACAUGGUUUGAGGGUGAUUUACAACCAAAGACUUAGCCCUGAAGAUUUUGUGUUUGGCUAUUUCAAGGGUGCUGCCUAUAAGCAGACAUAUGCAGAGCAUAUGCACCCAAUGCCUGACCCCAGUCAAUGGCCAGAGUACUCCCUUCCCACCAUUAAUCCCCCUGGGAUCAAGAGGAGUGCUGGAAGACCCCCUAAACAGAGAAAGAGGAAUGCCAUGGAAGCUAAGAAGAGGAAGAGGCAUACCUCAGUCAAGUGUGGAAAGUGCAAGGAAAUGGGCCACAAUGCAAGGACUUGUAAGAAUGGUGCUGGAAGUUCCAAGGCUCCACCAAAGCAGAGAGCUCCUACAAAGAAGAGGAAGGCAUCAUCUGAUGGUGCAAGUACAUCCAAGGCACCACCCAAGGGGAAAAGGUCAAAGCAAGCAUGA